This is a messenger RNA of Coccidioides posadasii C735 delta SOWgp, 1044 nucleotides long. RefSeq lists its product as uncharacterized. NCBI's taxonomy places the organism in Eukaryota, Fungi, Ascomycota, Eurotiomycetes, Onygenales, Onygenaceae. Gene Ontology annotation, molecular function: dGTPase activity. Gene Ontology annotation, cellular component: nucleus. The record is from RefSeq and is a predicted model, not a curated record. Gene Ontology annotation, biological process: dGTP catabolic process.
AUGGCCUCAUUGUUCACAGCUGGCUUCUUUCAAACGUUUACUUUCCCUGCCCCUGAACAAAUCUUCAUCCAUGAUGCACUCUACGGUGGACAUCUAAUCACAGAACCCAUUCUAGUCGAACUUCUCCAAUCUCCGUCCCUUCUUCGACUUCAUGGCGUCAGCCAGCAUGGUGUUACGGGCCUUUUCGGCCUCACACCGCGCGUGACUCGCCUUGAGCACUCUGUGGGCGCAUUCCUGCUCGUGCGCAAAGUCGGUGCAAGGGUUGAAGAGCAAGUCUCUGCUUUGCUGCAUGACGUGAGCCACACAGUUCUCAGCCACGUGGUGGACUGGGCGUUCUCGACUCCAGGACAGGAGAGCUUUCACGAAGUUCAUAAGAAGCGGUAUAUCAAGACAACGGAACUGCCUGAGAUUCUUACUAAACAUGGAUUCGGCAACUUGAAGCCGUUGGACGAGGAACUGUACCCGCUGGUGGAAAAGCCCGCACCGCGUUUAUGCGCUGAUCGUCUCGAUUACGCCCUCCGGGACGCAGCCGCAUUCGGCAAAAUGGACAUUGCAGAUGUACGACGUGUAUUCGCGUCUUUGAAGGCUGUCCCUAAUGCGACUGAUCCAGCUCGACAGCUUGUGCUGGAGGACUCACAGCUGGCGUUAUCAUUUGCAAGGGCCUAUGUUGCAUGUGAUAGAGAUGUUUGGGCAAACGCAGCCCACAUCGACAUGGACCAAAGGACGGGUCUGCUGAUCGGAGAUGUGAUUCAGCGAGGAGCAGUCAAGGAGGAAUCAUUGUGGAAUCUAUCAGAUAAGGACUUCUGGGAGUUGUUACGCGGCAUCGCUAAUCCGGAUGAAUUGGAAAUGAUGAAGCGGUUAGAGUCUGAAGGUAUCCCUAAGAAGGCUGAUUCAGGACUUCCCCGGGGCGCGAAGAUCCGUACGCUUGACCCAGACAUCUACCUUCCGGAUACGAAGCGAAUUUUCCCCUUGUCUACUGUGCGACCCGAGUGGGCCACCGAGGUGCAAGAAUAUAUUCAAAGCCGCCGAUCCCAGCAAGACUAA